This is a messenger RNA of Acaulospora morrowiae, 214 nucleotides long. NCBI's taxonomy places the organism in Eukaryota, Fungi, Glomeromycota, Glomeromycetes, Diversisporales, Acaulosporaceae. The record is from the annotation of a GenBank genome assembly.
GAAGAUGCCAAUAAGUCUUAGCAAUAAUCUACUUUGGAGAAUAGUAUAUCUGUAUCACAAUGGAUAUUCAAACAAGAAAAUAAGAAGUCUCUUAUAUAUUUCUCGAGCUACUGUUGGAAGAGUCUUGAGAAUAUAUAAGAAGUGGGGUUAUGUCAAGGAUCCUUUUAUAGGCUCUAAGGAAAGAAGAAAAUUGUUUGAUACGGAUGACAUGAAA